Esox lucius (northern pike) is the source of this 707-nucleotide messenger RNA. It is a transcript of the gene rps5, whose product is annotated as ribosomal protein S5. Gene Ontology annotation, molecular function: structural constituent of ribosome; rRNA binding; mRNA binding. Lineage: Eukaryota; Metazoa; Chordata; Actinopteri; Esociformes; Esocidae. Gene Ontology annotation, cellular component: ribosome; cytosolic small ribosomal subunit. Gene Ontology annotation, biological process: ribosomal small subunit assembly; translation. The record is from RefSeq and is marked provisional.
GGCCCUUUUCCGUCUCUGAGAAGUGUGGUACAGAACGGCUGACACAAUGACCUCGGAGUCCUGGGAGACUGCCCCAGCAGUGGCUGAAACCCCUGAAAUCAAGCUCUUUGGGAAAUGGAGCACUGAUGAUGUCCAGAUUAAUGACAUCUCCCUGCAGGAUUACAUUGCCGUGAAGGAGAAGUACGCCAAGUACCUGCCACACUCUGGGGGCCGUUAUGCCGCCAAGCGUUUCCGUAAGGCCCAGUGCCCCAUUGUGGAGCGUCUGACCAACUCCAUGAUGAUGCACGGCCGCAACAACGGCAAGAAGCUGAUGACCUGUCGCAUUGUUAAGCAUGCCUUUGAGAUCAUCCACCUGCUGACAGGGGAGAACCCCCUGCAGGUGCUGGUUAAUGCCAUCAUCAACAGCGGGCCGCGUGAGGACUCGACCCGUAUUGGUCGUGCUGGUACCGUUAGGAGACAGGCUGUUGACGUGUCCCCCCUGCGUCGGGUCAACCAGGCCAUCUGGCUGCUCUGCACUGGAGCAAGAGAAGCUGCCUUCCGGAACAUCAAGACCAUCGCUGAGUGCCUCGCCGAUGAGCUAAUCAAUGCAGCCAAGGGUUCAUCUAACUCCUAUGCCAUCAAGAAGAAGGAUGAGUUGGAGAGAGUUGCGAAGUCCAACCGUUAAAUGUUUGUUGCUCUCAAAACUUUUAAAUAAAUUGGAAGAACUU